Messenger RNA from Puccinia graminis f. sp. tritici CRL 75-36-700-3, 1400 nucleotides. Its product is annotated as malate dehydrogenase, NAD-dependent. Gene Ontology annotation, molecular function: L-malate dehydrogenase (NAD+) activity. The transcript has 7 exons. NCBI's taxonomy places the organism in Eukaryota, Fungi, Basidiomycota, Pucciniomycetes, Pucciniales, Pucciniaceae. Gene Ontology annotation, cellular component: cytoplasm; mitochondrion. The record is from RefSeq and is a predicted model, not a curated record. Bases 117 to 1178 code for a protein of 353 amino acids. Gene Ontology annotation, biological process: tricarboxylic acid cycle; malate metabolic process.
GCCGUGUUCUCCGUCCUCCUCUUCUGCUGUUGACCACCAUCAUCUGCAUCCAUACAUAAUCUCCAUUCAAGACUUGAAAGAUAUCAUCCAUCCAUCACUAUCACCUCAUCAGCACCAUGGCCAUCGCACCCAUCUCAUCAAUCAUCCGCCACAAUGUCACCCCUACCAUAUUCAAAUCUCACUCGGUCGCCCGUCAAUUCUCUUCGUCAUCGCAGAACUUCACUAAGGUUGCCAUUUUGGGUGCAGCCGGAGGAAUCGGACAGCCCCUGAGUUUGUUGAUGAAACAGAGCUCUCUGGUAUCCGAGCUAGCUUUAUACGACGUCCAAGGAUCCCCUGGUGUCGCAGCAGAUGUGUCUCAUGUUAACACAGCUUCCACGUGCAAAGGUUACUUGCCUGAUGGUGAAGGACUUGAAAAGGCUUUAGAUGGUGCCCAGAUCGUUUUGGUACCCGCCGGUGUUCCUCGAAAGCCUGGAAUGACCCGUGAUGAUUUGUUCAACAAGAAUGCAUCGAUUGCUGCCGACUUGGCAACUGCAGCGGCAAAGGUCUGCCCCAAAGCUCACAUGUUGAUCAUCGCCAAUCCCGUCAACUCCACCGUCCCGAUCGUUGGUGAAGUGUUCAAAAAACACAACGUAUUCGAUCCCAAACGAUUAUUUGGUGUUACCACACUUGAUGUUGUUAGAGCCUCCGCGUUCUUGUCGAGCCUCGCGAAAUCGCACCCCAAGGACACCAACGUCCAAGUGAUCGGUGGUCACUCAGGUGUAACCAUUGUACCCUUGCUUUCUCAAGUCGCUCAGGGAAAGUCGAUCACCGGAGAAGCCUAUAAGGCACUUGUCAAGCGCAUCCAAUUUGGUGGGGAUGAAGUGGUAGAGGCCAAGAGUGGCGCCGGUUCGGCCACCUUAUCGAUGGCUUACGCCGCGGCCAUCUUCACCGAGUCGCUAUUGAAGGCUCUUGGAGGAGCCAGGGGAAUCAUCGAGCCUACCUUUGUCAAGAGUCACCUGUAUGAGAAAGAAGGUGUCGAGUACUUUGCUUCUAAUGUAGAACUUGGACCCGAGGGUGUCGGAAAGAUCUUGCCAAUUGGAUCGGUCUCCAACGAAGAACAAGAGUUGAUCAAUGCCUGUUUACCCGAAUUAAAAAAGAACAUCGAGAAGGGUGUCAAAUUCGUCCAAGGUCGACAAUAAUCGAAAAACGUUUCGGUUUUCUUUCCCCGUUAUUGGUGAAAUGAAAAUUACCCAUGUACCCCUUGUGUCCACACAACCCAUACCUAUAAUCAACAUCCUAGAUUAAAUCCCUUGAUUGUUCAAAUUGCAUCUUGAAGAAAAAUCAAAUUCUUUUUUUGAGCAUGUUCAAGCUGAUGAAACCUUCAGGGAGUGAAGCCUUGCCCCCCUGAACAGCCAAAAAAA